CACCAAAUGUUAUUAAAAUAUCAAAAUCUAUAUGUGAUAAUUUUUUUUAUUUGUAACCGUUAAAUUUCGAUAUAAAAAAUUUUAAAAUGUUAGUGCAUGUGAUAUUAGUGAGUAAAUUGUGUUCGGAAUUGAUUGCUGUCCAUUCGAUCAACUUGGACGAGAUGAAUCUGCUUAUGCCGUUCAAAGACUUUCAGGAUAUAAUUUAUGACAUUUACGGUCUACGAAAUGAAUAUUCAAUUUUUUGGCGUUACUCACCCGAAUUGUUUUUCCAAAUCGCUGAUUAUAUAACUUUUACAACGGCAUUGUUGUUUGGCGCAGAGGGUCGCAUCUAUGUGUUGAUGAAGGACUACGAUGAACCAUGGAACGACAAUUUAACUCAAAUGAAAGUCAUUGAUUACGUUGAAGAAAAAGCGCAAAAACGCGCACAGUAUGAUCCGUACGAGGUGAAAAUUAUCCGCGAUGGUGAAAAGGACAGCGAAAUGCUCGAUGCGGAAAUGUUGGAAUCAAUUGUCGACGAGCACGAACCAAGUCGCAGUGAUGCUGACGUCAUUGCCUAUGCUACCUCAAAACUGACAGCAGCACCGUUUUUUACCGCUGAUUUUUCACCACAGGCUAGCUUGAUUAGUGCAUUAAAACAAGGUUGUUCGAAAGACCAGCGUCGAUUGGUGCCACCAGCCGAGGUCACAUUUGAUCGCGUUAGUAUGAAAAAAGGAAAGAAACAAAUAGAUAUUCCAGAUAACAAAAAAUCGAAGAAAAAGUAACAAUAGAAGUCACAAAUUGCUACUAAUGAUUAUAAUGUUUUCGUAUUCUCAUAUAAAAUUAUAAUGUAACUGUUAAUAUAAAAUUA
Molecule: messenger RNA, 847 nt
Organism: Dalotia coriaria
Lineage: Eukaryota; Metazoa; Arthropoda; Insecta; Coleoptera; Staphylinidae
Exons: 2
Coding region: 87-761 (224 amino acids)
Source: RefSeq, a predicted model, not a curated record